Molecule: messenger RNA, 4112 nt
Organism: Lineus longissimus
Lineage: Eukaryota; Metazoa; Nemertea; Pilidiophora; Heteronemertea; Lineidae
Product: CUB and sushi domain-containing protein 3-like
Exons: 8
Coding region: 50-1954 (634 amino acids)
Source: RefSeq, a predicted model, not a curated record
UGCAUUUAGGAAGGCAACAACUGGUGGCCGGCGCUCCGCACUGGCUACAAUGGCUAACCUUUUGAUGCAGCUGGCAUCAAUAUGUAUGCUUUUGCUCUUCAUUUCCCACCGAUCUGAGGCAGAGGUAGUGACCUACGACACUGCUAGUUCAUCUACCAGUCAUGAUUUCUGGACAACGACAUGGAACUACACCGUUUCUCCAGGAAGGGACGGAGGAGUCUUCAAAAUCAUGAGACUGAAUUUGACGGAUUCCUCGCUCAUCUUCUUUAAUUGGCCCUCUGGAAAUACCGUUUGCCCGGACAAAAUGGAGGACAUUUUACGGGAAGAUGUCGUUAAGGUGUACGAUGAGACCACGAAGAUUGGUAGAACGGACCCACCCGACAUCUUCCGCGUCCAGUCCGGCAGCGUCUUAUGUUUCAUGAAGUUGGAGCGCAAACGGUAUGGGGACCGUGGCGAGUUUGUGUACAUUCACAAAGACAAUGGUGCCUCCUCUAGCGCAACGACCAGACACCCAGUGUAUUUCAAAUACAAGAUACAGUACUCGUUCCGAUCAGCAUAUAAGGAAAGGUGUAUGGCUAUACCAAGUGGCCGCAAUGUGGCUUUUGAGAUGAAUGGAGGUAUGAGCGACAUAAAAUCGUUGAACAACGUUAAAGUAUUCUACACUGAACGAUACAGGUCCGGAAGGAGAUCGGGCGAGCUGCACACUCUUAUCCAUCUGACGAGUAGAACGCCGGCGUCCUCUUAUAAACGUCUUCACGUCCUUCCAACGGGCUAUAGAAGAGAGCCAGAGAGAAUUUGCUUCGCAUAUGAAGUGAUCAACGGAACAAGGGAGGAUUUCAAAGACAAUGUCACUUUUCUCAUCACAGUAUUCAGAAUGUGCAGUAUGAAUAUGACCGAACCAAGUGGGUUACUCACCACUCAGAACUACCCCGACCCGCUUUAUAACCGUGCUAACUGUACUACUCACAUCACGGCACUGCCUGGUCAGAGGAUUUCCCUGUCAUUUCUGGACGCGAAAAUCGACUGCAACCACGGCUACGUCAUGCUCCGUUCCCAGAACAGACCUGCGGUAAUGCUGUGCGGGGGUUCUCUGAAGGCCAAUGCCAGCUAUUUAAGCGAGUCCAACACGCUUUCUCUUCAAGUGAGGAACAAAGGACGUCAAGCGACGGAUAGGGGCUAUUUCGUCAAAUACAAAGCCAUUGGAUGUGGCAUUCGGGACGCCAUACUUCCGCCUCAUUCGCGGAUACUGAAUGACAACGUGGGCUUCAUCCACACACAUUUCAAGAUGAGGGUCGGGUGUGAGCAUGGUUACGUAUUUCCUACUCUGGAAAGAGAGAUCACACUAGAAUGUAGAGAAAACAGAACCUGGGAUAGGCACGUGCCAAUUUGCGUUGAGCAUUCGUUUUGCAACAAAACAUUGACUGCUUCGAACGGCACCAUCGAAAGUCCAUCGUAUCCGAACGCAUUCCCGAAGGAUACUACUUGCGAGUGGAAGAUCCAGGUAAAGAAAGGUCAGAACAUAAAAGUGACAGUCGUCGAUUUGAGUGCAUUCUGUAAAGAUAACUUUCUGCUCAUCGACUCGGCGGCAAAAGGGUCUACGGAUGGUCGGUAUCACAGGUACGUCCUGUGCAGUAACGGCGGCGACUACGUGAGUGAAAGCUAUUAUACGUGGGACAACGAGGUGUCAGUCUUAUUCAAGUCAAACUUUUUGAAAGAUUCCGGAUAUUUCAGGAUCAAGUACGAAGCAACUGGGUGCAGCAUGGAGCAGUUUCCAACCAACAGAUACAAAAUAAUUGAGCACUACUCUUUGUACUACGAAGUCGGUUCUAAGCUCAAGUUUGACUGUCCUAUCGAGAGUCAGUAUUUCUUGGAUGGAGAAUCGGAGCAUUACCUGACUUGUGGGGCAGAUGGAAAAUUUAGCGGGACUUUCCCGCUCUGCUCACCGGCAGAGUGAGCUAAACAUGAGACGAGAGGUGAUACGGUGACAGUGCAUGCUUUUAUGUAAUCAUUUAUGUAAGCAAUCAGAGAAGGCUUUUGGUAAUGUAUAUAGCUGAGGAAACCGGAGACACCGAAGGGAAGUUACAAUGUCGCCCUAUAUAAAUCAUCGCAUCAGACAUAUACUCUGGCCGAGAGUUGAACCAAGACCACUAAUGUUGCGGCGUUGCGCGGCAUUGAUGCCAAUUUCGAGCAUUAAUCUUUUAAGUCUAUUAGUGAGGUUUUUGCACCGUUUCGAAAACUGGCAGGGCAUCAGCGACGGUCAGAGUAUUGUCAAUGCACAUGUAGAUUUACACCAUUAUGACCGCUGAUGAUACCCUGUUUUCAGUGCAAAAACGUCACGAAGUUGACUAACAGACAUUUCAAAUGCCAUACAUAAAUAAUAGGCUCUCAUACCAUUCAUAUGUAGGCCUAGUCAAUAGGCCUUACGGACCUGUUGUUUAGACCGGUUUCCUGACCAAAAAUCCUACCUAAGAGUUGAAUAGUGUGGACUCAGUAUACUCAGUGAGUGCAAAAAUAUAGUUAAUAAAUGCAGUUGAAAUAAUCAAAAGAUCAAAUUCUGUGAUUUUUUUAUCUUCAUCGACACGUUUUGAUACAAUGAACGACAUGAUAUGCACUCAUCACGGUAAAAUACUUUCUGUUAUUGAGUUAGCUUCAAUUCAUUUACCGUUGAACUUAUCGGAUUGCAUUUGCCUGGAUGAUUUCAUUACAUAUUCAGUAUUCCCUGCAAACAAACUGUGCUGAUAAUGCUCAAUAAAAAAUAAUUAUUUUGAAAAAUCAAAAACAAGCUUUUUACACAGUGCUUUAACAAGAUUACUAACAAACAAAUAUAGAAAUAUAUAACCACGACCGAAUAGUUGAGUGCUCAUCUUUGCGACCAAUUAUGAUAAAAAUUGAGAAUAGAUUUGCAUUGAUUUCCCUCCUACAAAAACCGAAGAAGCUAAGUUAUUAUUGUAGCCAGUAUGAUGAUGAGUCAAGUGCAACACUCUAAAAAGCCCUCAAACUAAAACCUGAGUUUCGGCACUUGGAGAGACUCUAUUUCUCAUUUAUCCUCCCCCCGUAUGGAAUAUGAAGCCGUAAUAUUUGAUUCAGCAAAUGUUAGUACAUUGUCUAGACUUGACCAGAUUCAUUAUAGGGUUGGCCUGAUAGUCGGCAGUUGUAUUCAAGGUACUGGUGGUAAUCAAGUCUAUAAAUCACUUGACUGGAUUACACUUUCUCAGAGGCGAUAUGAGAAAAAAUACUUUUUAUGUGUGAUAUAACUCGUUUAAGAGAUCCUACCUAUGUAAUUCCUACUGAAUGUUGAUAGUUAUAGAAACCCAGUGUAUGAUGGAAGACACAGUAAUCAGCAACCAUCCAGUCUUCGUACAGGAGUAUAUAUCACAAAGAUUCACAAAAUCCACUUUUCCCAGUGCAAUUAACCUGGCUAUCUUUGUCAAAGGGUGUGAGAGACUAUUAUACAAGAAACUCCUUCGAAUUCAACACUUGUGUGUACAUGAAAGGGUGGAAAAGCUACUUGGUGACUACUGAAUUGAAACUUUCACGUAGGGAAGAAAAUCUUUUCAAUAAAACUCGCUGUGAUCUCAUUAUUCAGGAACCACCUGUUUACCCGUAAUUUUUCGAACAUUUUUGAUCUCCCCUGUCCGCGCGGUUUCAGCAAACAUCUUUCUUCAGUUGCCCUAGCUCUUACUCGCACUUGUCCAUGACCUAUUAGUGUACUGCCAUCUUUUACCACCCAAUAUGGUUCUCUGCGUGGCACUGAGGACAAGUUGCAGGCCUUACUCUAUAGUUUCAUUAAUUUCACAAAAGCCACUAAUAUCCAGGCUAUAUGGUUAGCGUCAACAGGUUUAUCCACAAUAUUUGCACUAUUGUUAAUAUAAAUUAGUCUCCUUUUAUGUUGUUUGGUCCCUUCCGUUCUUCUGCUUUCCUGCAACUUUUUGUCGUUCUCACUCAGAGCUCCAGUGCAGUUAUUCCUGCUUAUGCGUCCCUUUAAGCCAAUGUAAUUUGUAAUUUUACUUCUGUCCAGGGCUGCUAAUGCUUGUAAGCAAUAUCCCUGGGUUUGUUCACAUUGGAAGUUAUCAAUAAAAAUCUAUAUAUAUAUAGUAUAUAUAUCAUGAUGA